Messenger RNA from Salvelinus sp. IW2-2015, 2512 nucleotides. Its product is annotated as exocyst complex component 4. Gene Ontology annotation, cellular component: growth cone membrane; synapse; exocyst. Gene Ontology annotation, biological process: exocytosis; Golgi to plasma membrane transport; chemical synaptic transmission. Lineage: Eukaryota; Metazoa; Chordata; Actinopteri; Salmoniformes; Salmonidae. The record is from RefSeq and is a predicted model, not a curated record.
CUCCAGGCUCGGACCCCCAGGUGACCAAUGAGAGCGUCCGCAGCAGGACCAGAUCCUCCAGACUCUGACUGACCUGUCCAGGGCCUUCCAGGACAUCGCUGACCGCUGUCUGCUGGUCCUCCACCUGGAGGUCAGAGUGCAUUGUUUCCACUACCUGAUCCCCCUGGCCAAGCAGGGGAACUAUGCCAUCGUGGCCAACGUGGAGAGCAUGGACUACGACCCCUUGGUGGUCAAACUCAACAAGGACAUCAGUGCCAUCGAGGAGGUGAUGGGUGCCGCGCUGCAGCAGCACAAGUUCCAGUACAUCUUUGAAGGUCUUGGCCACCUGAUCUCCUGUAUUCUGAUCAAUGGAGCCCAGUACUUUAAGAGGAUCAGUGAGUCUGGCAUCAAGAAGAUGUGUAGGAACAUCUUUGUCCUGCAGCAGAACCUCACCAACAUCACCAUGUCUAGAGAGGCCGACCUGGACUUCGCUAGGCAGUACUAUGAGAUGCUGUACAACGCUGCAGAUGAGCUGCUCAACCUGGUGGUGGACCAGGGCGUUCGUUACACAGAGCUGGAGUACAUCCACGCCCUCAGCCUGCUGCAGAGGAGCCAGACGGGCGUGGGAGACCUGAGCACGCAGAACGUCCGGCUGCAGCGCCUCAAGGAGAUCAUCUGCGAGCAGGCAGCCUUCAAGCAGGCCACCAAGGACAAGAAGAUCACUACUGUUUGAGAGGGGGGACAUUGGGAGGCUGUUGUUGGCAACGGUCUGUUUGCAUUACUGUCCAGUGUUUCUCAACCUCCUGUCUGGAAAAAGGGUUUAGAUUAAAGCUAGUAUUUUAGAGCUGACCUAGCAGUGUCAGCUAACCAUCUGAGGGACUGGUCAGCACCUCCACAGGGACGGGUGUUGAACUGGGUUUGUAAAAGUCCUAACUGAGUCUUCAUUAGAUCCUAUGGCAGACCGUAAAUAACCAUGUAAUAUGUUUUGGGGGUUGAGAUAAUGCUGGUAGGCUGUACAUUGAGUAGUUACUGAUUUAAGGUUUGAACUUAGUUACCAAUAUGCAUCUGUUGUUGUAACUCAUCAGCUUCUUCACUGGCAAGAAUGCAGCCAGUUCCUCAAGAAAUCACACACACACACUCUCCAAUUUAAAAAAUGACUCCCUUCAAUCAUCCCAUAUGUGGUCGGCCCUAGUCUCACCUGUGGAGAAUGGGGGAAUUAUCUGAGAGUCUGGCUUUGGGGCCUUUCUCAUCUCAUUGUCUUAUUACAUCUAACUGCUGCUCUCAAUUACAGCUCUCCCUCCAGCUCUCCCUCGUGGGCCCGCUGACUGUGUCUGCAAUACCAGAUGCCAGAUUAGACUGUCGAGAUUAUCACUUCUCUCCUCCUGCUUGUGGCCAUUUUGUGGCCAUUCUUCUUCCCCAAGGACAAAGAAAGAAAUUGAUUCCCCACCUCAGCUGUGGUUCACUCUAUUUUUCUCUCACUUUUAGAAUAAUGUAGAUUGGAUAUAAUGUAGCUAUAGCCGAUUCUGAUUAUAGUAUUUGCCACUGUCCUGAAAAAAUACGUUAACUGUGCUGCAGCGUUGAGGUGUGCAUGUGUGCUAGGGGAUGGGGGCCAAUGUAUCCAGUACAAUUUAAGUGUGUAUAUAGUCCCAACACUCAAGGUCUUGAACUUAAUAGGGAUGUAAUUGCAAAUCACUACUCCCCUUCCUACCACUAGAACUGCUAAAACUUCUGCUAAAACUAUUCUAAAGUGAAUACACUUGCAAGGAGUCACAAAUCAUUCCUUCCCCUGCAUCCCCUCAGUAUGUUUAGUUAAUUAACUCAGAGGAAAAGUACUUAACAAGAGCGGGGGAGGGAGGAAAGAGAACAGGGGAGAGUUGUGGCAGUGCUGCUCACCAGAACCCAGCGGAACCAUCCAUCAUAAUGACAUGUAGGCUGGGAUCAAUAUGAGCCUUGUGGUUGCCGGAGGGAUUGCCUAGUGCCAUAGGAACAGCAUUUGUUUUACUCAGCACACUCAAGACACACACGUACACGUACACACACACAAUAAACACGUCCUAUAUUACACACACACACUAUGGAGGUCUCUAUGGCUUGCAGUACUCUGCACAAGUGAGGAGUUUUUUUCUGCUGAUUCUGUGAACAAGAGAACACUCCAUCUGGAUUUAAAUGAUCUGGUAUAUCGGACCCCUAUACCCACAUUUUAAAUAAUGUAAAGAUCUACAAAAAUAUUUCACUUUUUUUUUUUUAAACGCUUUGCUUUAUUUGUUUGUUUAAGACAUGUCGUUUUGCACAUCUACAGUGUGUAAUAUGAGAGUGGUUUCAUGUCUGAUGAGUUUUUUCACAAACACCUGAUAAGAACGGAGGUUAAUGAGUCCCUGUGUGAUUUAAGGAUUAAUUUGAUCAUUUCUCCAUUGUCUGUUAAAAGUCCCUUUCAGACCAAUGCCUUGAAUAGCAAUCCUACACUGAAUUAAAGAUGACUUGCCAUCGUGUACACUGAUCUUGCUGAAAUAAAACAUCAACAUUCCUCUGUGUA